Molecule: messenger RNA, 1194 nt
Organism: Thyridium curvatum
Lineage: Eukaryota; Fungi; Ascomycota; Sordariomycetes; Thyridiales; Thyridiaceae
Exons: 1
Coding region: 1-1194 (397 amino acids)
Molecular function (GO): FAD binding
Source: RefSeq, a predicted model, not a curated record
AUGUCGGCCACGACCACCAAGCCGAUUCUGAUCUCGGGCGCUGGCCUGGCGUCACUCCUCCUGGCCCAGUCUCUGCGGCUGUCCAAGAUCCCCUUUCUGAUCUUUGAGCGCGAUGCAUCGUUCGUCUUCCGCGCGCAGGGCUACCGGCUACGUCUGUCGUCCGAGGGCCUCGACGCGAUCGAGUCCGUCCUGGAACCGAAGCACUUUGAGCGGUUCUGGGACGUCUGCGGCAAGACCGGCGGCAGCGGGUUCCUGACCCUCGACGCCAUCACCGGCGAGGAGACCAGCCGGUCGGCGCCCAUGUCGCUCAACUCCCGCGGGGGCCAGGUCGUCGGCGUGGCGCGGGGCGACAUGCGCCGGGUCUUCGCCGAGGGCUGCGAGGAGUUCAUCCACUGGAACAAGCGCGUGACGGGCUACGAGCUCACGACGGGAGACGGCGGCGGCGGCGUCGUGGCCCUCUUCUCGGACGGCACGCGGUCCGCCGAGGGCUCGAUGCUCGUCGGCGGCGAGGGCAUCUACUCGCGCGUCGCGAAGCAGGUCUCGGGCGGGCGGCUCAAGGUCUACGACACGGGCGCGCGGGGCAUCCACGGGCAGGCGCCGAGCGCGGCCUUUGCGGGCCUCGGCGAGGGCGUCUUCCGGCUCGUCGACGCCUCGCGCCCGGGCGCCACCGUCUCCGUCAUCACCAACGUGCGCUCGCGCGACAUGCACGACCCGGGCGUCCGCUUCGGCUGGACGAUGGGCGGGCACCCGGGCGCCAUCCGCGCGCCCAACGACGACUACACCAUCGUCGGCGCGCAGGCGGCGGACCUGGCCCGGUCGUUCGUCGGCGGCUGGCACCCGCGCUUCCGCCCGCUCUUCGACGAGAUGGUCGAGUCCGAGGCGGCCUUCUGGAAGAUCACCUGCUCCACCCCGUCGGGCGUGCCCGAGUGGCCCAGCGACCCGCGCGUGACGGUCAUCGGCGACGCCGCGCACUCGAUGACCCCCGCGGGCGGGCUCGGCGCCAACACGGCGGUGCGGGACUCGGCGCUGCUGGGCAGGCUGCUGCGCGAGGCCGGAGGGUACGCGCCUGGCGUCACGGCUGCGUACGAGAAGGAGAUGAGGGUGUAUGCCAGCCAGGCCGUGGCGCAGAGCUACGCUACGGGCAAGAAGUCGUACGGCUUCAACAUAGACGAGGAGACGAGCCCUACUGUCUGA